Molecule: messenger RNA, 1299 nt
Organism: Hippopotamus amphibius kiboko
Lineage: Eukaryota; Metazoa; Chordata; Mammalia; Artiodactyla; Hippopotamidae
Gene: EBI3
Product: Epstein-Barr virus induced 3
Exons: 5
Coding region: 179-865 (228 amino acids)
Biological process (GO): cytokine-mediated signaling pathway
Cellular component (GO): membrane; external side of plasma membrane
Molecular function (GO): cytokine receptor activity; protein binding
Source: RefSeq, a predicted model, not a curated record
CUGGCGAAGGGACUGGGGGCUCCUCCUCCCGGGGGCCCCACGAAAUGAGCAGUGAGUCAGAAGGGGAAAAGGAAGCGGGGGGCCUCGACUGGGGUCUGGGCUUUCCCCUGGGUGGGACCAGAGUCCCCUGCCUCCCCAAGGGUGCUCCCUGCCCCAGAAAGCAGAUCCUGCUGGAGCCAUGGCCCUGAGGCUUGUCCUGGUCCUCGUCCUCACCCUCUGGGUGGGCUGCGUGCCCUGCCGCGGUCGAGAAGUCGCUCCCACCCAGCUCAGGGCGCAGUGCCAGGCCUCCAGGUACCCGAUCGCUGUGGAUUGCUUCUGGACCCUGCCGCCUGCUCCAAACUCCUCCAGGCCCACGUCCUUCAUUGCCACGUACAGGCUUGGCGUGGCAGCCCGCGGGGAGAGCUGGCCCUGUCUCCAGCUGACACCAGAGGCCACCAGCUGUACCAUCCCCAACGUCCAGAUGUUCUCCCUGGUGCCCUACGUGCUCAACGUCACGGCUGUCCAUCCCCGGGGCGUCAGCAGCAGCUUUGUGCCCUUUGUUCCAGAGCACAUCAUCAAACCAGACCCUCCGGAAGGCGUGCGUCUGAGCCUCCUCCCUGGGCAGCGGCUGUGGGUGCAGUGGGAACCUCCCCGGUCCUGGCCCUUCCCAGAGAUCUUCUCACUCAAGUACCGGAUCCGCUACAAGCGUCAUGGAGCUGCCCACUUCCGCCAGGUGGGACCAAUUGAAGCCACAUCCUUCACCCUCAAGGCUGUGAGGCCCCGAGCCAAGUACUGCAUCCAGGUGGCUGCUCAGGACCUCACCGACUAUGGGGAAUCAAGUGCCUGGAGUCUCCCCGCCACUCCCUCUGUGACCCUGGGCAAGUAGUGGAGGCUCCCCGCACCCCUGAAGAGGGGCUGUGCCCAUGAAAUCCGCCUAAGGGUGGAUGGAACCCGUCUGGCCUGGGUUCACUGCUGCUGAGUUGCUGGGCAGCCUUGGACAAGUGACUCUGGCUCUCUGAGCCUCAGUUUCUCAGUCUGUGAAAUGGGGAUGUACUCCCGCCUUUGACACAGUGCAAUGCGUUGUGAACUGUGAAUGUGAAAUUUCUUAAAUUGUUUAAUUAGAAAAAGAUCAUUGUCACUAGACUCAGGACUCUUCCUUUCUUCAACAGAUCCACAUGAGAGCCUGGGAUGAGAGGACAGAUCAGGACACACACGCACAGUGACUCCCCACUCCCACACACGGGGUCAGGGAUGAACCAGAGGAAGAGACGGGGCUUGGGGAGUUAGGGCAGGGGUGGUGACAGUUCUGCCUGGGAUGGA